UUUCUCUUUUCAAAAUAAUCCAACUUCUGUGCGUAAAAAUCGCCACACGCAAACACGAACCGCGCUGUGUGCGGCAUCAAACUUUUAAUAAUCAGUCCAUUUUUUUUAUUUUUUCUCACCAUCUGCCUUUUCUGUUUUGAAUUAGCCCCUUUUAAAGAAACACCCACAGCUGUGUGCGUGUGUCCGAGCGGUGCGUAAAAAGGCCCCGCGGCUCGUUUUUUUUCCUAUUCUCAUCCGCGACCAUCGAAGUGCAGCUUUGCUCAGCUGAUAGAUAAAUGACCCGGUUUGAUUAUUAUUUUUUAAGUUGACGCUUUUAUCACUUACAGAUCUCGCUCCGUUUGGAGAGUUGUGUGUCUUUUUUGGACUGCGCACAGCUCCGGAGUUUAACAUAUGGCAUAAAGGGGAGCACAGCUGGAGGUAGCGUUUCCAUUGCGGUGAUGUCAGAGCAGCUGACUCCACAGCUUGCAGUGUAAUUAGCAAACAGAGCAGCAGUUUACUCACUCACUCUGCGCUGCUCUUAUUUUUUUCCUCUUCUUCACGCCGGCCUCCCUCCUCCCUCCCCUUGCAAUGGACGAGUCGGAUCAUUCCCAGUCCCGCUCCUUGCUUGUUCUGUAAACACCGCUGUUUUGUGUGCGCUCGGAGACGCACCGGUGCGUCACUAUCCGCUCACAUUUUUUGGAGACGCAGCGCAAGAAGUGUGGCUGACUACCUCUACUACCAAUCCGAAUUGGAUCAGCGGAUCCGUCUGCAGCCGUUGUCCAUGGGUUAUGAAGGAAGAAUGGAGUUCCCAGACCAUAGCCGCCAGUUGCUGCAGUGUCUGAGUCAGCAGCGUCACCAAGGUUUCCUCUGUGACUGCACUGUUCUAGUCGGCGAGGCUCGAUUCAGAGCGCACAGAGCCGUGCUGGCCUCCUGCAGCAUGUACUUCCAUCUCUUCUACAGGGACCAGCUAGACAAAAGGGACGUUGUGCAUCUCAACAGUGACAUUGUGACAGCCCCUGCUUUCAGUCUGCUCCUUGAAUUUAUGUAUGAGGGGAAGCUGGAGUUCAGCUCUCUGCCAGUGGAGGAUGUCCUGGCAGCAGCCAGCUACCUCCACAUGUAUGAUAUAGUCAAAGUGUGCAAAGGCAAGCUUAAGGAUAAGGAACUUUUGUGCCUGGACGAGGGUUUGGGACUCAGCUGCCUGGACAGGGAAAAUUCCUCGGAUGGCGAGCUGCACAGUAAACAGCUACUCCGGCGACAGCUCCAGUCACAGUCUCUGGGGCUUCACAGGGCCCCCCCGGCAGAAGAGUUUGACAUGGACAACAGCGAACUCAGGCUGGCUGUCACAGAUUGUGAUAGGUCUACACGGAGCAGGCAGAAGGCGAACGGUCACUCUGGCAGGUCCCCGGACCUUGUAAGUGUCAAUUAUGUGUCAGCAGAGGCCGAGCCCUGCGUCCAAACAGCUGGAAAAACAAAAGCUGAUGUCAGUAGUUCCACCGCAUUGCUGUCCCAGAGGUCCCGGGCUUCAGAUGACAUGGACUGUGCACUGGAUUUGUCUUUCAAGCCUCUGUCUAGCAGAGAUCCCUUACACCCCUCCUACGUCUCGGGACAGCUGGCCCUCGACAGCCAGCAGCAGGGCAUUGAGCCACUUGUUAAAGACGAACACGACUUGCUGUCAGAGCAGGAGGACAGUGAGCCGAUGAGCCCUGAGAGCCAGCGCUUUGGGAAUAGUGCCAGGAGCUCGGUGGUGACAGGGUUCGCUGCCCUCUUCCCAGGCAACAACGGCUCCACAGCCGCCCUGCUCUCCCAGGAGGAGGACCUGAUGGACGAGGAGGGGGAGGCCUGCAGAGGGAGGGAGGGCGCCCCAGGCAGGGCGUUGGAGGAGCGGAGGGGCAGGCUUCUGGGGGACAGCGAGGAGGAGGAGGAGGACGACUUGGCCUCUUCAGACAUCUCCACCUCCAGCGGCGUGCUCCUGCCCCCGGGGCAACAGGUGUGUGUUUGCCCUCUCUGUAGCAAAGUCUUCCCCAGCCCUCAUGUGCUGCAACUGCACCUCAGCUCACACUUCCGCGAGAAGGAAGGCGCUCGCUCCAAACUGUCCCCAGAUGGUUCGGUCCCCACCUGCAUGCAGUGCAACAAGACCUUCUCCUGCAUGUACACCCUUAAGCGCCACGAGCGCACACACUCUGGUGAGAAACCAUACACCUGUGGCCAGUGUGGCAAGAGCUUCCAGUACUCUCAUAACUUGAGUCGGCAUGCUGUAGUGCACACACGUGAGAAGCCUCACGCUUGCAAGUGGUGUGAGCGGCGCUUCACCCAGUCUGGGGACCUCUACCGCCACAUCAGGAAGUUUCACUGUGGCCUUGUCAAGACUCUCGCCAUUGGAUAAAAAACCUCUCACCAGUGCCAUUGCAUAAGACAGAAAUGUCUUAUCAUACACUGAAUACAUUUACUGAACCAUUCUCCUGUUAGUAUACACAUGUUGGCAGUCUGUCGGAGACAUAUCUUUUGGAUUCUAAACCCAUGUGGCAUUUCUCAAGUUUAAAAAGAUGUAGCAACUUCUGAGACUGGAGCUGUUUACUGUGCCGACGAUGUUGAAGGUGCAGAGGCUGCUCAGAUUAACAUGGGUGCUGUGAAAUUCAAGCUGGAUCUGUGUGAGCGACGAUGAACAAAUCAGACGAUGCACUUGUUUGUUUCUGCCCUGUUUGUGUCAAUCUGUUGAGUUUAUUUACUGAGAGAGAGAAAAAAACAUCCUAUGUUUUUACCCUCUGGGUAAUGAUGGCUAAUGCUAACAUAUGUUAAUACAAUCGUUAGAGUAGUUGAGACUUUUGUGCACAUGGGAGAUCAGAACCGUCCGUGAGUAGCAAUAUUUGAUUUUUUUUCAAACGCUCCUUCAUUUAUUAUUAUUAUUAUUUAUUAUUUGGGAUUUGUUUAGUCCUCUAACAAGUAAACUAUCAUAAGGCAGCAAAACUAAUGAAGUCUGACUACUGGAAGUAUGAUUAAUAUUAUUGUUCACAGUUUAUGUUUGGUUGAAAUGAAGUCAACUACAGUUUUAUGUUGUUUAGAACAAGAGACCCAGACCAUUAUAUCAUCAUGUUUCUUUUUUUGCCUUGGGGAGAGUUAACAGCUCUUUUAGUUACUAAUGUAAGUGUGCACAUAUCGAUGACACGGCCUUGUAAUACUUAAAAAGAAAUGUUGUAUAAGCAGCGGAGGGAUGGAGAAUUAGUCAGGGGCUGAUGCCUGUAACACUGGUGCCUAUUCAAGUCCUCAACCUAGUGUACUUACUAAAAACAAGAAUGAUAUAUAUAUUAUCAUGCCUUUAAAUCUGGAUAACACUCCGUAUACCAGGUUAUAACAAAGGUAAUCGUCUGCUCUGGAAGGAUCCAAGCGUGUGCUUAAUUUAAUAAUUUUUUACAAGAAUGUAAUGAAAGUAAGUCAAGCUCCUGUCAGUUAAAUGUUUAUUUGUGCGUUUGGGUUAAAAGCAAAAAGUUGCCGGUAAAUUACCUUGUUACUUCCUGGUAUGGCAUAUAAAGGGCACGUUGAUAUGGGGUUUGAGGCAAACCCUCCGCAGGCAGGGAGGGCAAAGACGGAGACAGGUGGUGUUUGUCUGAGAUGUGCCAUUUGGCCGAACCUGCUGACUUUUCUUUCUCCGAAUUAACUUUCUCCACAUUUAUUCUUACUGUACGUGUGUCUAAGUUACUACUGAUGAAGUUGGAGCGUUUAGCGGCGCAAGUCUUUUGGGCGGGAAGUGGAUCUUCUUCUGUCCGUUCCCAGCAGGAGGUGUGGCGCUAAAAGUUCCUGAUAUUUGUCUAAUCUGUCCUGAGAAGACUUGAUCAGAAUUUUAUUUAUUAGUUUGGUUCAGGGUUAACUGUAGGUGUAGUUCUUGUUUCUAUGAGCUCGAGAGACGCCACGUCUUGCCUAUAGCGAUCUUGGUACUCAUUAACUGGUAUUUGGGGGCUGUCUGUUCAUUUUCUCUGUGCAAAUCAAGUUACUGUAAUUGUAUUUUUAAUACACCAUGUAGAAACCUCUGUGGAGUGUUCAAGGUGUGUCACAUGGAACAUAGAGAAGCACUUGUUUUUAGCAUGCGUAUAGUUUCAACACUAUUGUCUAGGCUGCUAUUUCUUACUGUUUGUAUAUUUAAUGUAAAUAUAUAUUCUAUUUAUCAGACUGUUUGUUUUUCCGUGUGACAUCACGCAUCGAGGAGUCAGGUGUCUUAUCGAGGCCACCACCUCUUAAAAGUGUCACGUCUUCCAGAGAGAGUUUGGUUCCUUCUUUCUUUUUCCUCCAUUUUUAAGACUUGAUUGGAGUCCGCCCCGCACAAAUCAGAGCAGUUAGUAAGCGCUCCGACUGCUGUUCGGCCACAGGAAACAGCGGUCCACAAGCACAGUCACAUUGAUACGGCAUCGGCUACCUAUAGAAACGAGACAAUACAGGCAUUGUCCCACCCCCACCUCUCUCCCUACCAAGUCCCAGGUAGUUCUCAAGGGAUCAUUGUGCAUCUCUCUCUCAGAACUGUGGGGAGAAAAGCCAGCGCAAGUCUCUCUUUGCACUUUUCUGUAUUGAAUGGAGCCCUUGGAAUGUGAGAAAUGUAUUUGGCAAAGGGAGACCAAGGAAACUGCAAACAGGUGUAUUGUUCGGAGGCAUCAAAGAACAGGGCCCCCCCCCCCGUCCCAGCAUGCAGUAGAUAAACGCUUCAUUGUUCCCCCUACAUGCAGAAGUACCACGGUGAUUUGAUUGCACAUCUAUCACGAGAAUAUCAGAGUAUUGUUUUCAAGAAAAGUUGCAGAGACUGACGCGGAAUAUCUGGAAUAGAGGUCAGACGUAUGUGCUUUUAGCCUUUCCAUUUCUACAGAGAAACCCUGAGGUUUUGUUUUUUUCUCAUUUUGACUUUUAUGUGAAUCACCAAGGUUUCUUUCAGGACACAAAAGUGAUUUCUGAGCAUUUGCAAAGGUUUUAAGCGGAGAAACCCAAGUUUAGAAGGAAUCAGAUCAUUUCUUUUGGAAUUACAUGCAACCUCCCGGACUGGCCGUUGACAACAGAGCCCUAGCGAACGGGAAUUGCUUGUAGUUUGGCUCCCCUUGUUUACUUGCACAAACACUCCUGUUGUUCCCACGACAGGUUAAUCACUUUGGUUAUUCAUCAGAACAAUAGACUUGUGUCAGCUACAUAGAUGCCACAAUAGUGUUAGUAAUGUAUAUUUCAAUCCAACCGCUGGAAUGUAGAUUGUCACUGUUUCAUUUCUAAUCUAUCUAAAAAUCACUUGAUUCUCUAAUGUACAUGUGUACAGAGGUAGACGAACAGACAAACUAAUGACAUGUAAAAAAAUCUCUUCCUUCUUUUUAUUCUUUGCAGUCUUUAUUUAUACCUCCAGGAUGAUCACCACAUGUGCCUUGUAGACACACGGAUAGGUGUUGCAUCUGGAGAAGGCCUUUUUCAAUACUGAACAUUUUUGCCCUCGUCGGCGGUGUCAACGUUCACAUCACAGCUGCAGUGGCUCGCCCACUAAUGUGAAACCCUUCACAGCUGUUGGUUCUUAUUUUUCAUUUCUAUCAUAUCAAAAAAUGUAAAUCCUGACAAACUGAAGGUUUGAAGUCCAUUUAUUGUUGCUGCUUUGAGAGAGAUUACAUCAAGGUUUUGAGAUUUAUUUCACCCUUUUUUUUUUGUCUGUGACUAAAUCUGUUUUGGAUUUUUGUUAAACUGAAGACAAGCAUUUGUGUUUUGGCUCUUUAGAAGCCAGUGCUAGUGGGAACUAACAGUAUGUUCCUCAGUUAAUGUCACUGUUGAAUGUGAAACACUGAGAUUUUGAUUGUUGACUUUUGUGGAGAUGGUGCCUCUCUCGACUGAGGGCUGUGUUCUCCUAACUCAUGCUGUAUGAUCUUUUUAAGUAAAAAAAAAAAAAAGACUUUACCGAUACUGGAAUUUUGUCCUCUGCAGGAUACAACUGUGAAAUUGUGUAUAAUCAUGAGAAAUAUUUAUUAUUGCAUUUUGCUUCUUGUGCAACAUUUGACUGUCUCCUUUUUAAUUUGGGUUAAAAAAAAAAAAAAGACAAAAAGCUUCUAAAUGUCAAACGAAAAAUCUUUUUAAUAGAAUUUGUAGAAGUGCCAUUAGAUUUUAAUAUAAUUUUUUAAUAAGAAAGGUAUAUUUUAUAGUAAUCAAUUGCUUCAGUGUUAGUCGUGUAGAGAUUAGAGGACAAUCUUUAUGCAGAAUUGACAUUGCUUAGAUAUUGAGGCAAUUUAAUUUGAUCUAUAACUGUAUGUGCAUUUUCUUUGUUUGCGCUUUUGGAGUGUGCUUGUGUGUGUGUGUGCUGUGGAAAUGUGACAAUCUUGAUUUAGGUCUUUAUUAAGAUUAUGCAUAGAAUUAAAUGGAACAACUUUC
Paralichthys olivaceus (Japanese flounder) is the source of this 6348-nucleotide messenger RNA. It is a transcript of the gene zbtb42, whose product is annotated as zinc finger and BTB domain containing 42. Lineage: Eukaryota; Metazoa; Chordata; Actinopteri; Pleuronectiformes; Paralichthyidae. Gene Ontology annotation, cellular component: nucleus. The record is from RefSeq and is a predicted model, not a curated record. Gene Ontology annotation, biological process: regulation of transcription by RNA polymerase II. Gene Ontology annotation, molecular function: protein binding; DNA-binding transcription factor activity, RNA polymerase II-specific.